This is a messenger RNA of Magnusiomyces paraingens, 1038 nucleotides long. RefSeq lists its product as uncharacterized. Gene Ontology annotation, biological process: cellular response to misfolded protein. Gene Ontology annotation, molecular function: Hsp70 protein binding. Gene Ontology annotation, cellular component: endoplasmic reticulum membrane. The coding region runs from base 1 to 1038 and encodes 345 amino acids. The transcript is spliced from 2 exons. Lineage: Eukaryota; Fungi; Ascomycota; Dipodascomycetes; Dipodascales; Dipodascaceae. The record is from RefSeq and is a predicted model, not a curated record.
AUGUCAUCAACUUCCAGCGAGAAAAAUGAAACGAAUUCUCGGACCCGAGACCAUAAUCAAGGUCGUCAAGAUCGCGCUUACACAUCUGCCCAAGCAGCAGCUGUAGAACGAGUCCGCAAAUGCAAAUCCACAAACUACUAUGCUAUUCUCGACAUUGAGACUACCGCUACAGAAACAGAGGUUCGCAAGGCCUACAGAAAACUUGCCCUUGUUAUGCAUCCUGAUAAGAAUGGCGCCCCAGGUGCUGAUGAAGCUUUUAAGAUGGUAGCGAAAGCUUUUCAGGUACUUUCUGAUCCGGACAAAAAACGGAUAUAUGAUCAAACUGGCUCAGAUCCUGAAUCUCGAAGCGCUGCUGCUUCCGGUAUGAACGGGUUCAGCGGGUUUGGCCCAGGAAUGGCUCGGGCCGGUGGUCCCGGUGCUGCCGGAUUUUCAGACGAUUUCGCAGACGAAAUAUUUCGAGCCUUUUUUGGCGGCGGAGCAGGUGGUGAUGCUUUCCAAACUUUCGGUACUUCCUUUGGACCUAACAUUCGUUUUCAAACUUUUGGAGGACCGCGGCGAGGUCCGGCCGGUGCGCGGCAAGCCAACGGAGGCAACGGUGUGCCUCAAGAACCUCAAGAUUUUAUGUCGAAUCUGGUGCGUCUACUGCCGCUUUUAUUGCUUUUUAUCACACCGCUUUUAUCUUCGCUUUUUGAUUCCUCAUCAUCGUCAGGAUAUGUUCGGAACACCCGGUUUGAAUUCACACCUAGUCCACCAUACACAGAAUUACGCACAACUUACCAGCACAAUAUUCCUUAUUUUGUGAAUCCAUCAGACGUUCGCAGCAUGUCAACAGGAAAACUGAGGCAAUUAGAUAACCGCGCUGAGUUGACAUAUUUGCGGUCGUUACGGGAUAUGUGCAAUCGUGAGUAUGAGACUCGACAACAGAAGAUCAUGGAUGCUCAGGGAUGGUUUUCCACAGAUAAGGAUGCUUUGGAGAAGGCAAAAAAGAUGAAGUUACCAUCUUGCCAAAAGCUUGACAAGUUGGGUAUACAAUAUUGA